Triticum aestivum (bread wheat) is the source of this 3794-nucleotide messenger RNA. RefSeq lists its product as uncharacterized. Gene Ontology annotation, molecular function: zinc ion binding; nucleic acid binding. The coding region runs from base 1105 to 2295 and encodes 396 amino acids. Lineage: Eukaryota; Viridiplantae; Streptophyta; Magnoliopsida; Poales; Poaceae. The transcript has 2 exons. The record is from RefSeq and is a predicted model, not a curated record.
UUGCUAGCGAUUUCCCAUUGGAGGGAGCGGUACGACUUCUUUCCUUUCCAAAAGCUGUGUGGUGCGUGCGACAUGCGCAGCCCGCCGACCGACGGCGCGCACCAGUCCCAGUCGGAAUCUCAGGAGCGGCCGCUGCCUGCUGGUUUGCAGGUAGUACCGUAGUACAAGGAGGAUCGCCGCUUUGAUCCGUACGGACGGUGGAGACGGGUUGGUGAGCAGCAGCAUGUGGCAUGGCGGAAGAAAAUGGUCGCAUGCUUCGGAGCGAACGACCCUGUCUAUCGUAUGACAUGUGUAUUCGUGAAUCUUCAAGCGGCGAGUGUAUCUGGUAAUUCAUCCUUACCAUUAAUGUAAUUACUUUCCAACAGAAAUUGAUCCCCUUUCAUAUUAUUUGGCAGCCCGCCGCGGGUGCUGGCUUAGUCGCCUCGGCUGCUCCAUCUCAUGCCACCCAUGUCCGGCGAGCUCGCAAUUGAACGCCCCUCACAUCCCUGGUACGGCGAGGGGAAGAUGAGAAGCAGGAGCCAGCAGAGAAGCUACUCCGUCGAACCAGCGGCGGGAUCACGGGGAGCCAUCUCCGUCGGCGGCGGAGCUCUAGGGCUGAUGGUUGCCAUGGAAAACGUCGUGAGUCUGCGGCUACUUAUCGAUGUUGGGUCAACCUGGUCUUCGGAUGGUCUUCAGCAUGCAUAUAGCGGCACAGCUUGCAUGCAACGGUAGUAGUAGUUAUUACUUAGCUAUGAAGUGAUAGAAGGUAGUAGUAGCUGCAUGUCGGCAGUAGUAAUUUCCUGAGCAGUAGUAGCUAAGCUUUACAACGUAAGUCAUGAUGUCAUUUAGGCACUGGACGUCAGCACAUGCGUUCUAUAGUCGGUUUGUAAUUCCCUAUAAAAGGAGCACUACUCCAUCGAUGUAAGAUCAUUCCACUCCGAUCAAUUCAAAUAGUAUCUUUUCUCAAGUGUAGCUCCAUCGCACUAGUCUGUGUGUGCGUAUUAGCCUAGAGAGCCUGAGCGUACCAUCACUUUGCUCUUCCACCGGUCAUCUAUCAGUAUACUCGAGUGCUAGCGAGUAGUUCUGGGCUAACAAUUGGCAUCAGAGCCUCAGAUUGUAGUAGCCAUGGCCGGUGCAAAAGGAGUGCAGCAGCACACCAUCUUGGGUGGUUCCCAAUCGCGGCCAUCACAGGACGGCUCCCAGUCGCCGGCUCCGGAGGAGCAGCGAGGGCGCAGCCGGUCCAGGCGCGGCCAUCGCGGUGAGGUCGUGGUUAGGGAGAUCGUGCGCGCGACCGCAGUCAGCGGUAGCGUACCCAUCACCUUCCCGAUGCUCACACGCUCGAACUACAACGAGUGGGCGUUGAUCAUGGAGUGCAACCUCCAUGCGGCGAGCCUCUGGGCUCCCAUGGAGGACGACCUGGUCGAGAGAAAGGAGGACAGGAAAGCCGUGGCGGCCCUCAUGCGCGCCACGCCGCCGGAGAUGCACGGCAUGCUCGCGGCGAAGGCAAGCGCCAAGGAGGCGUGGGGAGCCAUCCGUACCCAGCGCCUCGGCAGCAAUCGCGUGCGCGAGGCGAACGCGCAAAAGCUGCGGGCGGACUUCGAGAACAUCGCCUUCAAGGAGGGCGAGCUCGUCGACGACUUCGCCAUGCGGAUCUCCAGCGUUGCGUCACAACUCCGAGCGCUUGGUGACACCAUGGACGAUGUGAGAGUCGUGCGGAAAUUUCUCCGCGUUGUGCCACCUCGCUUCGCUCAGGUAGCGGUCUCCAUCGAGACCUUGCUUGACCUGAGUGAGCUCUCCAUCAAGGAGCUCACGGGCCGGUUGCGGGUGGUCGAGGACCGCCUUGACGACGUCCGCGAGAGCUUUGGCGGCGGACAACUCCUAUUCUCAAAGAAGUGGGAGGUGAGGAAGCAUCAAGGACGUGGUGGCGGUGCCCAGAGCAGCGGAGGCGGCACCGGCAGAGGCGGCGGUUGCACCCAGGGCGGAGCCGGACGAGGUGCCGGCAACGACGACCGGGACAAGUGUCAAUAUUGCAACAUCAAGGGCCACUGGGCCUGUGAGUGCCGCAAGAGGAUGGCUGACGAGGAUGCCGCGGCCGCGGCGAACCUCGUCGAGGCUGAAGAGGACGGUGGGCCAGCAAUGAUGAUGGCUUGCGUCGAGACCAUGCAGGAGGGCGCAGCGCCUCCGGCGGCCAUGGUCCCGACAAGCAUCGAAGCCAUGCAGGAGGGCGCAACACCUCCGGCGACCAUGGUGCCGGCAACCGUUAAGUCCGUGCGGGAGGCAUGGAGCUCUUCAAGUAAUCCCCUCCCGACAUCGUAGCACUCUCCCCGGCAACAAUGUUCUCGGGAGACUACGAUUGGGAGGAGAUGAAGACCCGGGUGUGGGGGAGCCACGCCCCGGCAACCACGUCCCAUGCGACGUUGGUCAAGCCCGUGCAAGUUCGCACGACAAAGGCGUACCCGACAUCCUCGGGACCCGACAAGCCCGUGUCAGGAGGCACGACAACGACGCAUCUAGUGGGCCACGUCCCGACCAUGAUGCUGGCAACCAGUGAGCCCGUGCAAGAGGCACGACACUCUAAGGUCGGCCACACCCCGACAACCAGGUUCUCGGGGUUCUGCAAGCCCAUGUGGGCGACACGGCACUCUUCGACAAGCCUCAACUGGGAGGCAAUGAAGAGACGGUCAUGGGGCGGCAAGGCCUCGACCGAGACUAUGGCGACCAUUAAGUCCAUGCAGGAGGCACAACGCUCUAUGGUUGGCCACGCCGCAACCCAGACGCGCUCGGGGUCCAUCGAGUCCGUGCGGGAGGCACGACUCACAACUAUUAGGGGAGACCCAACAAGCAAGUCUGAUGGGAAGAGCGACAAGGAAUCCACUACCUUGGGAGAAGCCACACCGGGUAGUGCGAUGUCCGAUAAGUCAUCCCCGGGAAGGGAGUUCCCGGGUAUCAUGACGUCUGACACGUCGACCCAGGAAGGGAGUUCCUCGGUAGUGUGAUGUCAGGAACUACGACUCCAGCAACACUGACGCCUACAAGCGAGGUGCUUUGUGGGCAGUUCAUGUUCCUGCCAACAGCGCGGUCAGACUUGUUCGAUGCCGACAACAACGUUGGCACUCCACACAGGUUCCGACGCCUAGGGGGGUGUUCUCGGCGAGCCUGCGGGACGAUCGCAGCACUGCGAGAUCAAAAAGGACGAGCACGGCGUACGGGCUACUCAAACUACGAGAAGACGGACAUCCCAAAGAAGACACUUGGUCGCGUUUGGUUCCAGGAACCACGCGAGAAGAUCGGGAUCAUGGAAACAAGCUCCUUCGACAAAUUGAACGACCCUCACAUCCCUGGUACGGCGAGGGGAAGAUGAGAAGCAGGAGCCAGCAGAGAAGCUACUCCGUCGAGCCAGCGACGGGAUCACGGGGAGCCAUCUCCGGCGGCGGCGGAGCUCUAGGGCUGAUGGUUGCCAUGGAAAACGUCGUGAGUCUGCGGCUACUUCUCGAUGUUGGGUCAACCUGGUCUUCGGAUGGUCUUCAGCAUGCAUAUAGCGGCACAGCUUGCAUGCAACGGUAGUAGUAGUUAUUACUUAGCUAUGAAGUGAUAGAAGGUAGUAGUAGCUGCAUGUCGGCAGUAGUAAUUUCCUGAGCAGUACAGGAGGCGUGGCUUAGUAGCUAAGCUUUACAGCAUAAGUCAUGAUGUCAUUUAGGCACUGGACCUCAGCACAUGCGUUCUAUAGUCGGUUUGUAAUCCCCUAUAAAAGGAGCACUACUCCAUCAAUGUAAGAUCAUUCCACUCCGAUCAAUUCAAGUAGUAUCUUUUCUCAA